This is a messenger RNA of Ogataea philodendri, 315 nucleotides long. RefSeq lists its product as uncharacterized. The transcript has a single exon. The record is from RefSeq and is a predicted model, not a curated record. NCBI's taxonomy places the organism in Eukaryota, Fungi, Ascomycota, Pichiomycetes, Pichiales, Pichiaceae. Bases 1 to 315 code for a protein of 104 amino acids.
AUGCUCGUCAGGAAUGUUGGACAGCAAAAUGUGCUGGUUUCCAGUCAAUCUGAACUCACCAAUUCCGUGCUCGACCAUGUAGUGAGCGAUCUUGUUCAAACCGGUCUUGUGAGGUCUCUCGACAGUGUCCUCGAUUCUACCAUUCUCGAUGAAACAGGUGUAGUGGUUCAAUCCCAGCUCGUCUUUACACCAGCCAAAGUAGUCGAUGUUGGAGUCGAUCUUGAAUGGCUUUGGAGCAUCGAACUUCUUGCCCCACAGCUCCUCAACCUUGCUCUUGUAAACAUCAACUCCCAUGUCGUCAAUGGUGUACUUUAA